Messenger RNA from Erythranthe guttata (spotted monkey flower), 2054 nucleotides. Lineage: Eukaryota; Viridiplantae; Streptophyta; Magnoliopsida; Lamiales; Phrymaceae. The record is from RefSeq and is a predicted model, not a curated record.
AAAUCCCUGUGCUGCAAAAUCGACGAUCUCCAACACCGCCCGCGCUACCUGGCCGCCGCCGCUCCCGGACCGCUCUCCAUCUCCGCCACUACUGAGAUGGCGGCCACUGAAGAGAAUUCACUUCUCGAAUCCGGAAAAAAUGCAGUUACCGACUCCACACAGAAAAAACGCAAGAGAAACAGGAAGAAAACGAAAGCAACACCACAAUUAGAAGCGAGCGGCGAAGAGAUGAGAGAAGUAGAAGCCGACGAUAAUGGAGAAAACAAACAAAUCGCAGGUGCGAAGAGAAAUAAGAAAGCGAAAACAACCCCAAAAUCCGGAGAAGAAACCGGCGCAGAGAUGAAAUUAGAAGAAGAGAGAGAGAAGAAGGGGGAAGAAGAGGUUGGUUUGAAGAGAGAGGUGAAGAAAAGUGGGUCCGGAAUUAUGAGCGCCGCCGCCUUUGCUGAGCUGUCCAUAUCGGAAUCGACUAUGAAAGCAAUCAAAGAUAUGGGUUUCCAGUUCAUGACUCAGAUCCAAGCUAGAGGAAUUCCACCACUUUUAGAAGGCAAAGAUGUUCUUGGAGCUGCAAGGACAGGUUCCGGGAAAACAUUAGCCUUUUUGGUACCGGCUGUUGAAUUACUGUAUAACAUCCAUUUUAUGCCUCGAAAUGGUGCGGGUAUAAUCGUCAUUUGUCCAACUAGGGAAUUGGCUAUACAGACGCAUGAUGUAGCAAAAGAGCUUUUGAAGUAUCACUCACAAACACUAGGACUGGUAAUUGGCGGUGCUUCACGAAGAGCUGAAGCGGAGCGCCUUGCCAAAGGAGUUAAUGUUUUAGUUGCAACGCCCGGUCGACUUCUUGACCAUCUUCAAAAUACUAAAGGCUUUAUUUACAAAAACCUAAAGUGCCUUAUAGUCGAUGAAGCUGAUAGGAUUCUGGAAGCUAAUUUCGAAGAAGAAAUGAGGCAAAUCAUCAAUAUUUUGCCUAAGGCGAGGCAAACAGCUCUUUUCUCUGCUACACAAACGAAGAAGGUUGAGGAUCUUGCACGCCUAUCGUUUCAGACAGCUCCUGUCUACAUCGAUGUGGACGAUGGAAGAAAGAGGGUCACGAACGAGGGAUUGCAGCAAGGGUACUGUGUUAUCCCGACUGCCAAAAGAUUUAUUGUUCUCUUAUCCUUCUUGAAGAAGAACCCUUCGAAGAAAGUGAUGGUUUUUUUCUCAACUUGCAAUUCCGUCAAAUUUCAUUGGGAACUUUUAAGAAAUACCGGGGUGACGUGCCAUUUUAUAUACGGCAAGCAAAAGCAGCAGCAAAGAACCUCUACGUUUUUCGAAUACUGCAAAGCGGAUGAGGGUAUCUUAUUAUGUACAGAUGUCGCCGCACGUGGUCUUGAUAUUCCAGCUGUGGUAUGGUGUGUGCAGAAACACCCCCCGGAAGAACCGAAUGAAUAUAUCCACAGAGUGGGUCGAACAGCGCGUGGAGAAAGUGCAAAAGGGAACGCGUUGCUCUUCUUAACUCCAGAAGAGUUACAGUUUCUUAAAUACCUCAAGGCUGCAAAAGUGCCGGUCAAAGAGUACGAUUUUGAUCAGAAGAAGAUACUAAACGUCCAAUCCCACUUGGAACUCUUACUUUCGGAAAACUCUGAGUUAAACAAUUGUGCUAAAGACGCAUACAGAUCGUACAUCCGAGCCUACAACUCCCACUCUAUGAAGGACAUUUUUAACGUUCACCGCCUUAACCUACGGGAUGUGGCUGCUUCGUUUUGUUUUAAAUCUCCUCCGAAAGUGCCCUUAAACAUAGAGAGCAGCGCCUCAAAGUUCAGGAAGAAAACACGUAAUAGUCGAAAUGGAUUCAGCGAUAGCAAUCCUUAUGGGAGGAGAGGAGAAGUAUGAUAUUCGACAAUAUGUUCGAUUAGUUAUUCUACGUUUCUUUUUUAUUUAUUUAUUUUUAUUUAGCGACAGCAUAAACUCGUCUGGUAAAGUGGGAAUCCAGAAUAGGUAGGGCCUUGGCCUAUCAGUUUUGUAAUGAGAUUUUUUGAAGUUUAAUAUAUUUUUUGUUAGGGCAAAUUACGCCCACAUCC